Messenger RNA from Danaus plexippus (monarch butterfly), 2507 nucleotides. RefSeq names its product aquaporin AQPAe.a-like. Gene Ontology annotation, biological process: transmembrane transport. The coding region runs from base 747 to 1526 and encodes 259 amino acids. Gene Ontology annotation, cellular component: plasma membrane. The record is from RefSeq and is a predicted model, not a curated record. Gene Ontology annotation, molecular function: water channel activity. The transcript has 2 exons. Lineage: Eukaryota; Metazoa; Arthropoda; Insecta; Lepidoptera; Nymphalidae.
GUAUAAUCCGAAAAAAUAUUAGUUUUAUUUAGAGAUAAUAUUAAUUUUAGUUUUAUGUCUAUUAAACAUUAUGUAACUUAAUAUUAGUUUUUGUUUGUCUGAAACGGGAUAAAGAAGAUUCUUCAUUAAGAUUAAAAAUGUUUGAUAACUGGAAGUUAACAUGUCUUACACAAGCAUAUUUAUGAUAAGAAAAAAGAAUUAUAUAAAAAAGAUCAACUAACUGAUAGGCACUGAUAACUGAGGAGUGAAAUAUUCAUAGUCCUAGUCACUUCAGUAUUAUUUUAGCUCGGUAAUAAAAUUAUGAAUUAUAGCCCUCUUAGAAAACUAUAAAAUAUAUAAUCUUUGAUAAAAGUUCUUAGCAGACAAAUUUCAAAUGUUUUCAACUGGAGACAAAAACAAAUCACACUGAUGUCGCGUUGCCUUACCGAGAAAAUGAGAUAAUGGCAAACAUUUUUGGCACAGCUAAGGCCAAAUUUAAACUGAGGCGAACGUCGCGAGAACACAAGGAAGGAAAACGAAACAGCAGCUCGACCCCACCAACAAAACAUGACCUAUCUGUUUUAUAAGUCAAUGACUGAUGUCGAUGCAAAUAAAGCAGACAUACUUAUUACCACCCGAACCUUCCCGAAGCGCGGUCGUGUGUGACGGAAAAUAAAAUUGAAUAAAAAAAAUAGUAUUAAUAAUGAGACGGUAUUUGUGUUAGUGGAUAUUGAGAUAAGAUAAGUAGUGUAAGAAAUAAAUCCAAAAUGACGAUACCAGCUGCCAACCAAAUGGCCAAUGUCAUCCAAGGAUUUGACACCAAGGUCCAGCCUUCACGAAUGAAAAUAAUGAUGAAUUGGUGGUCAGUGCAGUUCAAAGUUAUAGUUUCCGAGUUUACGACAACGAUGUUGUUGCUCUUUCUGGGAUGCAUGACAACUAUACCGUUGGACGGUUUUGAUAUUCACCCGCCGAUGUACUCCGCGAUAGGUUUCGGUACUGUUGUUUUAUUUAACAUCGCGUCCUUCGGACAUAUAUCAGGGGCACAUAUGAACCCGUCAGUUACAUUAUCCGCUUUGUUAUGGGGCAAUUUGACUCUACCUUUGGGAAUAGCAUAUGUUAUCGCUCAAUGUCUCGGAGCUAUCGUGGGUUAUGGAUUAUUAGUCGUAGUUUCUCCCGUGAAUUUGAUUGAAGAAUGUAUCUGUAUGACAACACCGCACCCUAACCAUGCGGUGUACCAAGCUAUUAUAGUGGAAAUAAUAUUAUCUUUAGCUUUAGGAUUUAUCAAUUGUUCGGUUUGGGAUCCGGUUAAUAAGGAAAAAGUAGACGGAAUUCCUUUGAGGUUAGGUUUUACGAUAGUUGCAUUGUCGCUAGCUGGAGGACCUUUAACAGGAGCUAGUAUGAAUCCAGCGAGGUCAUUGGCACCGGCGCUUUGGACAGGAAAUUGGUCCCAGCAUUGGAUCUACUGGGUCGGUCCGCUCAUCGGUGGAGCAUUAGCACCCAUAAUAUAUAAGUUGAUGUGGUUGAAAAAGGAAAAGCCAUACGUAUAAAUAUAUUUCAAAGGUUAACAGAGUCAAACAUAUGAAGACAAAUAAAAGUCUGAUAUAUAUUUUAUACAUGUGCCAUUAAAAAACCGAUAGCAUGUUAUAAAUAUUUCAUUAUGUCAGGAUUUGGCUGUUAGUAAGUAAUUAUUGAAAAAAAAAACAUAAAACAUUUAUUUUUUGUCGAAUUUUUAUUAUUUAUGUUUGUAUAAUAAAACUUAAAAUAUUAUUAUUAUUGUAUGUCUAGUAAGUUAUUUACUUUAAUGCACUUUCUUUAAGUCUUUUUGUACAGUUUUAUAUAUUAUUAAAAAAAAACUAGUUAUUAUUUUUUAAAAAUAUUCUUAUAACAUUAUCAUCACUUUAAUGGAAACAUAGAACACCCUGUAAUUGAAAUAAUUUUUGAUAAUUUAUUUUUUUAUGUAAUUUAUUGAUAUUGAUUUUUUUAGAAAUGAAUAAAAUAGAAUAAUUUAUUUAAAGGCGACAUUAAAAUGAUAAAAUUGGUAUCGUAAAUUUCCAGGGGGUUUAUGUAAUCUUGGAUUAGGCAAUCUUAUCGUUUGUAGAUUAAAAAAAUAAGUUAACAUCUGAAUUCAUUUAUGUUAUAUUGUUUUUGUAUAUAACGUAGUGCCUACUUCGUUGUAAGGAAAUAUAUAUAUGUAUAUAUAUUUUUGUUAUAUUCUGACAUGUUAAUAUUAUAGCACGUUUGUGUUAAUAAAUAUUACAUUAUAAGCAACAUAACAUAUAUUUUUCUAUUAGUCAUCAUCGAAAAAUAAAAAGAAUCGUCCUUUACUUUAAAUAUUCUGUUUUUGUUGUGUAAAUUUCUUAAGACUUGUAUUGAUAAAAAAUAAAUUUUAAGAUCUUUCGUGAUCAUGUAUGUGAUACGCAUCUGUCUGAGAAAUAUUAUCCUGCUUCCUCGCAGGAUAACCAUUGAAUUCGAAACAUUCAAGAUCUCUGUAUGUAAAAAAUAUAUUAUUAUUGUUAUUAUUAUUAUUA